CAUCGGCGCCACUCGUCGGAACGUCUGUUCUCGCGCUAAGGGGCCUUUUUUCGCCGCGUUUUUCGUUGCUCUCCGAAGUUGCACAGUAGCGCUCGCGCCUCUCCCUUGAAAGCAGUCCGUCCGUUAUCCGUGUGAGUUUCGCGCGUGCGAAAGAGAAAGAGAGGGAGAUAAAGAGAGAGAGAGAGAGAGAGAGAAGGACAGUGAGAACCGCGUGUGCGUAAUUCAUAAUAGACAAGUUCUCCAGCAAUGGCGAUGACAAAGCUGAGUCUGGCGCCGAAAACCAUCAAGUACUUGAUGUUCGCUUUCAACCUGUUCUUCGUGAUUACAGGAAUAGUGUUGCUAUCGAUCGGCGUGGUCAUCCAUGGAGUGUACCAUCAGUACCAACAUUUCCUUGACAACAGCUUCUUCUCGGUACCGUCUCUUCUCGUAGCCGUGGGCGCUAUCAUUUUUAUCAUCGCUUUCUUUGGAUGCUGCGGAGCCGCUCGCGAAAGUUAUUGCAUGAUUAUAACGUUCUGCACACUUCUAGCUGCGAUUUUCCUUCUGGAGAUUAUAGGCGGCACAAUGGGAUACGUGAUGAGGGCGCAAGUGAAGGAAGUUGCAAAGGCCAAGAUGCUCGAUACGAUGCCAAAAUACAACGGCAGCGAAGAGAUCAGAAUCGUCUGGGACAAUCUACAACGAGACUUUGAAUGUUGCGGGACGAACAAUGCUACUGACUGGUUAAAACCGGGAAAUCUGCCGGCUAUUCCGAUGUCGUGCUGCGACAAUGUAGUAGGUGCUAUUGGUGAAUCCAACUGCACCUUGUCGUCGCAGAGUCUGCAUCGUCAUGGCUGCAUGGAUGCGUUCGGGGAUUUCGCGGAAAAACACGCGUCCAAGAUAGCGGGUGUUGGGAUAGGUCUUGGUAUAAUUCAGUUGACGGGAGUGAUGAUAAUAUCGGUCGGUACGACGAUCUACGCAGUUUAUGAAAAUUUCUCGCAUUUUCUCGAUCCAAGCUACUUUUCGCCAGCCACUCUUUUGAUCGUAGUCGGAAUACUUGUCUUCAUAAUUGCCUUUAUGGGAUGUUGCGGUGCGCUUAGGGAAAGUACCUGCAUGGUUCUUGUGUUUGCAGUCUUGCUAUCGUUUGUCUUGCUAUUGGAACUUGCUGCCGCUGUUGCCGCGUAUGCCUUACAAGACGGUAUCAAGGAUCUUUUAGCAGAGAAGAUUAAUGUAACGAUGCAUCAGUAUGAAAAGAACGAGGAAGCCAGAUUUGCAAUCGAUUUUAUGCAGUCUAGGUUACGCUGUUGUGGAUAUAAUAACUACCAAGAUUGGAACAAUGUACCGUUCAAUAAUACGCAUAUGGAUGUACCUGACUCUUGUUGCGCAUAUCUAGUGGAUGAGCUUUCAGACCGUUGUUAUGGAAAAUAUCAGGAGGGCUGUAUUAGUCGCCUUGCUCUUAUUGUUCACCGUAGCGCGCUAUACAUCGGCACGGGGGCGGUAGCAAUCGCCCUUAUUCAACUAACGGGAAUUAUGUUUGCGUGUAUGCUUGGACGAGCUAUCAGGCGUCAGAAGACAGAAAGGGAGAGGCGUCGUUGGGAGUUACGAGAGAAUCUAGUGAACGGUUACGAGCCAUUGGGAAAAUCGGAUCCCGUAACUACGUUUCCCGUAGUGUACAUGUCGCCAGACUAUCCAUUGAAAGACGAUCAGAAAUGAUUCAGGUGAUCAAAAUUAACAUUUUGAUAUAAAAAUCGAAUAAUUAUAUAAAAACUUAAUGUUUUUUUUAUUUUGUCGAGCUCACAAAAAAUUUAUUAAAUUUCGAAUAAUGAGAAAAAAAGAUUCUAUUUUUUAAAACGCGUUUUAAUGAAAAUGAAUAUUUAUUCUUAAUUCUUAAUUUUAUAAUAAAGUCCAAUGAAUUAACAUGGGAUAGCAAGAGAAAACAGUACUUAUUACCAAAUAAUUGCUUGACUUACAAUACAUAGUUUAAUAUAUUUUUCUUAAUAGGCAUAUAUAUGUACGGACAGUCUGAUUGCUUUAAAUAAUUUGUAUAUCAAUGAUAAAAUAUUGUGAUGUUUGAAUUCAAAUUUUAUGUAGAUAAUGUAAUACCUCAUUGUGUGUGUGUGUGAGAAUAUUUAUAAAGAAAAGGCAUUAUUUUAAAAUACUAUAUAGACUGUUGCAGAGAGAUGUUAUUUGCUGUACAUUCUUAAUGCACUGUAUAUUAAGAAUAAAAUAUCUUUACUCUAUUAAAA
Molecule: messenger RNA, 2219 nt
Organism: Solenopsis invicta (red fire ant)
Lineage: Eukaryota; Metazoa; Arthropoda; Insecta; Hymenoptera; Formicidae
Product: tetraspanin-33
Exons: 8
Coding region: 247-1686 (479 amino acids)
Cellular component (GO): membrane
Source: RefSeq, a predicted model, not a curated record